Molecule: messenger RNA, 1685 nt
Organism: Hyposmocoma kahamanoa
Lineage: Eukaryota; Metazoa; Arthropoda; Insecta; Lepidoptera; Cosmopterigidae
Gene: HnRNP-K
Product: heterogeneous nuclear ribonucleoprotein K
Exons: 12
Coding region: 170-1312 (380 amino acids)
Biological process (GO): regulation of transcription by RNA polymerase II; regulation of mRNA splicing, via spliceosome
Cellular component (GO): cytoplasm; nucleus
Molecular function (GO): mRNA binding
Source: RefSeq, a predicted model, not a curated record
GUGCCAUACUAACGCCCGUGCACAGCCCCUCCGAUGCCAGUCAACCCGCGGCCGCCAUGCCGGCCAAACGCGCCUAACACCUAACGACAAUAAAAUGCACGCGCCCAUUUGUUACAGUUAUGUCUAAGCCGCCUUGGCCUAACGCACCGUUGCGAAAAUUGACAUAAACAUGAAGCGCGACGCUUAUGGAGACGACGGCCCUGUUCAGAAACGGCAGCGGCAACUAGACGACGAGGUCACUUUUCUUAUACCCAGUAAGGUGGCUGGCUCGAUCAUUGGGAAGGGAGGCGCAAAUAUAUCAAAGCUCAGAAAUCAGUACAAAGCCUCUAUAACAGUCCCAGAUUGCCCCGGCCCCGAACGGGUCCUUUCAAUAGCGGCGCCCGAUGUGGACACAGUACUCGAAAUCGUCAAAGAAGUGUUGCCGAACCUGGCUGAUGGAGGACCGAAAGGGAAUAGCGAAGAACUGGACGUGCGUCUACUGAUCCACCAGAGCAGAGCGGGCUGUGUAAUCGGCAAGGCUGGAGCCAAAAUCAAAGAACUACGAGAGAAAACGGGUGCGCGACUGAAGAUAUUCUCGAAUCCAGCGCCGCAGAGCACGGAGCGUAUAGUCCAACUGAUUGGAAAAACGGAUGCCGUCGCCGCCGGCGUAAGAGAGGUCUUGGACCUAGUUAGGCAGGUGCCAAUAAAAGGCGCAAUCCAGAAUUACGAUCCGCAUAAUUACGAUGAUUUCUAUGCGGACGAGUACGGUGGCUUUGGUAGUGGGCCGAGUGGCCCGAGGGGAAGCACACCCCGCAGUGGACCACCAAGAGGAAUGCCUCCGCCUAUGGGGCCUAGGGGCCGAGGACCCCCACCACCUCGAGGUGGACCCCCAAUGGGCAGAAAUGGACCUCCCGGACCAAGAGGUUUCAACGACUUUGGCGGUCCAGGUCCUAGAGGGAACUUCAACGGACCGCCUCGCGGAGGGUUCGGGGGAGGAAACUUCGGUGGGGGCAACUUCGGCGGGGGACGAUCCGGCGGCGUCGGCAACGGUGGUGGCGGCAAUUUCGGCAACGAUGGCGGCAGCCAACAAGAGAAUUCUACGCAGGUUACCAUUCCCAAAGAUUUGGCGGGCGCGAUAAUCGGUAAGGCCGGUUCCCGCAUCCGCAAGAUUCGCGCAGAGAGUGGCGCAGGGAUCGAGAUCGCCGAACCUCUGCCCGGCUCCUCCGACCGCAUCAUCACCAUCACCGGUACCCCGCAGCGCAUUCAAAUGGCCCAGUACCUGUUGCAGCAAAGAAUGUUUGAAGAAUUUCCUGCAUUGGCCAAACAGAACUAAGAUUUAGUUAAAUACACGUCGUUAUCUCCAGUGUGCACGAAAGUAACCCUAACCUCGGAGGAGGACGCGGGAACUUCUGAUUCCAGAAUUGUCGGUACGAUAGUAUAAUGAAUAGCUUUAUUAAAUCCACCGUAUGUCGUCGGCACUCUUCUGUGAGCCUCGCUAUAAUGUUUGAUCAUUCAGAACCCUGUUAGAAAUUAUGACCUACAGUUACUUAAAAAAUAAAAGAUAUUUAAUUAUGAAGUUCAAAUAAAUAAAUAUAUAUCAUCUUUAUAUCGAUAUAUAACACAAAAACUAGAAAAAUACUAUUAAGGUUUCUUUUAUUAUCCGAUCACAAGAUAUAGAUAAGAAUGCAUUUAUCAUUACAUCGUAU